Messenger RNA from Vollenhovia emeryi, 3597 nucleotides. It is a transcript of the gene Pka-R2, whose product is annotated as cAMP-dependent protein kinase type II regulatory subunit. Gene Ontology annotation, biological process: regulation of protein phosphorylation. Gene Ontology annotation, molecular function: cAMP-dependent protein kinase regulator activity. The transcript is spliced from 8 exons. NCBI's taxonomy places the organism in Eukaryota, Metazoa, Arthropoda, Insecta, Hymenoptera, Formicidae. The record is from RefSeq and is a predicted model, not a curated record. Bases 395 to 1378 code for a protein of 327 amino acids. Gene Ontology annotation, cellular component: cAMP-dependent protein kinase complex.
CGACGUCGUCCUCCCGCGGGCGAGGAUCAGCGCGGACGCGAUACCUCGCGGGUCGCUCUUUUCCCCCGAGUCCAAGUCGUAGGUUGAAAGCCACCCCGAGGAACGUUCGACUCUCGGGGCUGCUCGUUCCGGCGAUCGUACGGCGAAGCGCUCGCGGGGAUUAACGUGUAGGAGGCAAGAAGAGCGCCGAGCAUCCAUGCCGUCGCGUUCCGGAGUCGUGUACCGCGCGCCACAUUGACUCCGUGUCGCGGCUUCCUCCCUUUCGUGACAAAAUCGUGCUUGUGAAUCCAGUGAGUAGACAUACUUGUUUCGUGCCAAGUGAACGUGCCACCAGGAAGGACCAACGUGUCCCUCGUCUCUCCGCCGCGCGUGUUCCUCUCCUCCCGCGGGCCAAAUGUCGCUCAUCUCCGUCAUCGAGCCGGUGGAUGACACUCAUGACAAAGAGCCGCCAGUCGGUCGGUUUGCCUCCAGAAGGAAGAGCGUUUUCGCGGAGACUUACAAUCCCGAGGAAGACGAGGAGGAUGACGGCUUCAAGAUGGUCCAUCCAAAGAGCGACGAGCAACGACAAAGGCUCAGCGAGAGCGUCAAGAACAUACUCCUGUUUCGCGCUCUAGACGAGGAACAAAUGGCGGAUGUACUGGACGCAAUGUUCGAAAAAACCGUUCAACCGGGAGAAUUUAUUAUCCGACAGGGCGACGAUGGUGACAACUUUUAUGUGAUCGAGAGGGGCAAAUUCGAGGUGUACGUCAAAGAUCCCGCGGGAAUGGAUAAUCAUAUUCACACUUACGAUAAUCGCGGUGCUUUCGGAGAACUGGCCCUUCUGUAUAACAUGCCCAGAGCAGCCACUGUCAAAGCUUUCACGUCUGGCACACUCUGGGCCAUGGACAGGCAAACCUUCCGACGUAUUCUCCUUAAAUCCGCGUACAAGAAGCGUAAAAUGUAUGAAAACCUUAUUAAUAAAAUGCCGAUGUUGAAGUCUCUGGAGCCUUACGAGCGGAUGAACUUAGCGGAUGCCCUUGUACCGAAACAGUAUUCCGAUGGCGAGCAGAUAAUCAGGCAGGGCGACACCGCAGAUGGAAUGUACUUUGUCGAGGACGGCGUCAUCAGGAUCACCAGACUCGGCGAGCACGGCCGUGAAAUUGAGAUUACUCGUGUUCCGGCUGGCGGUUAUUUAGGCGAGUUGGCACUCGUGACGCAUAAACCACGCGCCGCUUCGGCCUACGCUGUGGGGGACAUCAAACUGGCAUUUUUGGACGUUGAAGCUUUCGAACGUUUGCUCGGCCCGUGUAUGGAACUUAUGAAACGUAAUAUCGACGAUUACGAGGAACAACUAGUAAAAAUUUUCGGCAGCAAAACCAACAUCUCCGACAUUCGAUGAACUGCUUCCGGGUGGAGCUACAUCGCCGUGCUGCUGUACUAAAGGACGCGACACUUUCGUACAGCGCAUAAUGUAUAUCAAGCACAAAAGAACUUGUACCACCUAUUUCUGAAUCUCAUCCCGCGUGUUUCGGGUAUCAUCUCGGAAUCAACAACUGUUUCAUAUGACUGUUCACUUAGACGUAUACCGAUUAAGAUUCGUCGAUAAUAGUUACCAAGUUUAUACCUACGGCACACAUUGAACAAAGCUAUAGGCUGCUCGAUUAUGUGCGCGUGUAUAACGUAACGACACGGUAUUAAUGACUAUUCUCUAAGACUGUAUUGGAUCAAAAAGAGAGUAUUAGUGCAUCCUGUCGCUCGCGCUCGAUCGUUUGCAAAAUGAAUAUUUUUUAUUUCUUGUUGCCCCAGUGAAAAAUCGGAAUAUAAUAUUUUGAGACACACGGUCAUUAUUACAGUAUUUAACUUUAUCCCCGGAAUGACUCAAUUUUAUCUCAAUGUAUUCUAUCUAUAUGCUCACACAAUUCGUCUAUACUCUCGUCCAUUAUCCAUCUUUAGACAAAUCAGCGGCUAUAUUUAUAAGACAUAGUAGGAGUAUCGAAUAUUCGAAAUCGAAUGCUCUUCUAACGCGCUACUUUCUGGCAAAAGAUAGAUUACAAGAGAAACGACCACAUUAGUAAUUGAACAUUGACACGAAUCUCUUGCAAGGUGUUUGUACGAAAUACCUAAUAUGCAUAUCACUCUUUCGAAGAUAAUGAAAGUAACAUUGCCAUUUUUAAUGAGAACAGACAGAACUGUACAAUAUUCUUUGAUACAGCCGUUUAACGAUGUAAAAUAUCUUGAUAAAAUAUCAGAUCAGACAAUCACGAUUUUGUCUAUGAUUCGUGACGAGUAGUAGAUACGCACUUUGCAAAUAUGCACAUAUACAUACACAAAAAUGUAUCACAUGCAACGUGCACACAAUGGUAAAAUAAUUUUCUAAUUCGUGUUUUUUUUUAUAUAUAUAAAUGUGACUUGCGUAUGAAUUACUUUUUUUUUACGUACUAAUAUAUCUUUCACGAAACAAUGCAUUUACAUUAUCGUAGUUUUGUGCAUAAUUAUUUAUAAUUAAAUUGGAAUACAGUAUCACUUAAUAGAUUUUUACUUGAAAAAAUAAUCAAUUAUUUUCUAACAAGUAACAAAUUCUGAUAAAAAAUUUAAUUUAUGUUCUUUAUUAAUAGAAUCGAUAAACGCCAGAGUUGUACAAACGCAUUCUAUUUCGGAUAUAGAGUACUCUCAAAGAAAUGCAUAGAAAGUCCAGAACUAAAGGAGCCUUAAAAUUAACUUAAAUGCGCGGAUAUAACAAUGCAAAAGGAAUAUAUCGCAUAUACACAUGUACAAAGUAAUGUAAAAGAAAACAUAAAUGUGAAAUGAGAGAAAAAAGGAGUGUAACAUUUUCUAAUUGCUUUGUACUUGUAUGUAUCAGAUUAGGAAUUUUAGCGUAAAAAGGUAACCGCGCGUUUAAGCUAACGUUAAAUUCAAGUGUGUCUUGCCGAUAAAUAAUGGUAACUCGAGGAUCGAUUACGAGAAUCCGUCAACUUAUUUUUAUUACAUGUGUACAAGACACGUUAUGUGUAUGAUGAUAUACGUCUAUCAUCGUGAUAAAAGUCCAGUCGAAAACCGAUUCGAUUAUAGUAAUGGACAGGUGCGAAUGCUAGUCACUUUUUAUGACCGUGUUUUUGUCACGUUGUCUUCUGACAAUUACAUCUGACACGAAAAAAGAAAGGAUACUUUUUAUUACGGUGAACUAUGUGUAUUUACCUCGUGACUGAAACUCGCGAUAAAGCGGCAGGGCUUUUUAAAUAAUAUCACAAUCGUGUGAGGGAGAAAAGGGAGACUAGUACGAAAGUGAAAUAGAGAGAGAAGCUAAUAUAGGAAUUGUUAAUAAUGGUUGUAUUAUUCUUCAAUGUGCGGCACUGAUGCCUUGCAUAGCCUUAUUUUUUUUAUGCAUGGCCCAUUUUCUUAUAGCUGCUUGAUCAAAUCUCGUGAAAUUUUUCAAAUAAACAGUUAAAUGAAUUAAAUGAAAUCUAAUAUCUCUCAAUGAUCUAAAAAUAAUUCAGAUUUUAAAACAGUUGAAAAACAAUUUGUUUACAACAUAGUAUCAGUAUCUUUAGUCUUCCACUGUAUCUCCAGGCUGUGAUAUUAUUUUCGACUGAGUAUUUCAUUCCUUUCUUGUAAUCUCUU